AUGUCGUUCUCCAAUAGCAGUGGCGGAACACUCACUGUUCCUAGCCCCACGCACGUCCACCAUGUAGACGUGCUCGCAUCCUCAGUCCGGAGCCUGCGAAGGUCUCUUUCCCGAUCACCUUCAAAGUUCAGCCUGGCGCGUACGAGUUCCCCCAGCUCAGAGAGCUCACACAGCGGUUCUCAUACGCCUGUGCAAGAACAAUCGCCCUGCCGACGAUACACUCCUACCCCUACGCCUCCUAGCAGCAGCCACAACAACAUCAACUUUGGGGAUUUCCAAAGCCAUACACCAGCGGGGCUCCCUCCUUCCAUGACCUCGACGACGCCCUUUAGCUCUCCGCCAACUCUUGCCACACCCUUUCGUCCCAGUGUUCGGCUCUCUCUACGCUCGGCAAAAUCAGCAAAGGCAACCGGCAGCCCCUCGAGGCCAGCGACUCGAUUAAGGACAUCGCCUAAAUCCCCCCUCAAACGCGCGCUCAACGCUACAACAGACUCGGGGGUAAAUUCCACUCCUUCCUCAUCUUCAAGCUCGGAGGCCUCGGGCCAGGAAAAUAACCAGUCUUCUGCACAACAGAGCCCACGUUCCCGAUCGUCCCUCCAAAAAUCAUCACGCCAUAGCCUUCAUCUCGACGUAUCCGGCCACGCUCAACAGUCGAAUAUUUUCAAGCAUCUGGAAAGUCAGGGCGAUUCGCAAGGAGCACCGGGAUCGGGCGCUCUCAAGCGCAGCGACGCGAUCAUGAAUUUGGAUCAGGCGUCGCUAGGUAGCCCAGUCGCGAAGCGAAGAAGUUUACACGGUAUUUCAAGCUUUGGUCAAAACACAUCUGAUUUCACCAUUUUCGACAACACCAGCAACACGCCGAGCAAGACCAACUUUGACAUUCACGACGAGGCGAACCGUGAGCGAGAGUACGAGCUCUUUGGCUCGCCAAGCGUUCCUGCCCCCAGAGAGCCAAUCCCAUCGCCUACCCCGCCUCAGAUUCCGAGAAGAACUGGCUCUCUACGACGUUCAACGCUUCAGCAGAGACAGCACGAUCGGAGUUCGUGGGGACGUAAGUCUGGCGCGAGCCACUUGGCUCAGAUGAGCGGAGAUUUCUCGACUCCCAACGUCAAGAACCGACCCCGCCUAUCGAUGGAUCAAUUCCUCCCUCCUCAGCUUCCUCGGGACAGCCCUUUCAAUUCGAACGGGCCUUUGCCCAAUCCCUCUGCCCAUCCCGUUGAGCGGUCUUCACAUCAGCCUCAUCCGCUGUCAAAGACGUUGGUGACCUCGACGUCCGGCAACAGUCUCGAGGAGCAGAACAACAGCAUGCCUCCUCCUUACGUCUUUGAAAAGCCACGAGCUCCUCUCAACUUCGCCAAGUCGAUGCCUUACGGUUCAUCUCGACCACUCUUCAUGCAGGAGGAGAAUGAGACUGUCACACCUUUCAAGGCGGCUAAGCCAUGGGCGGGAGCUUUCAUGUCUACAGGCCUCGUUUCGAAGGUUAACCGCAACCCCGAGGAAGACAAUAAGCUCACGAUGCCUGAUACGCCUUGCAAGAAGCCUACCAACGGUUUCGCCACCUUCCCGCCUCCUCCUGGAAGCGCCAUCAAGAAGAACAACCGUUACUCUUUUGGCGGCAUGCCUUCAACUCCGUUCGUGGCCCCCGGUGCCCCGUCACGCAGCACCUUCGGUGGCAAUCCCGGAAAGGGUCUGGGCAUCUUCCAAAGGCUUGGAUCGCGCCAUGCACGCCGAGGAAGUGUCUUGAGUCUGGAUGAUGAUAAGAAAUUCUCCCUCGACACCAACUUCAACACUGGCCUCGGGGCUGACAUCGACGCCCCUCCUACUCCUACGAAACAUGGACUCACACCGAGCAAGGGGCUCACUCCCAGCUUGAGCAACUUGAGUGAGCAGAGCAUCGAAAGCCCCAGCGCCAAGAGGUCACUUCCACCUCCCAUGUCAGCUGUGCGGCCGAUGAUCUCCAGAGAAUCUACUGGUAUGUAUACCGCUCAGGAGCGGUCCGACGACAAGAGUGCCAGUUGCCCCCUACCGAGUUCUCCGCCCGGUUCAACUAGCUCUCUUACCGAUGGACUGUCUCCUACGCAGCGUCUUUCUUUGCCAUCUUUUGGUCGAUCGAGGUCUGGAAGGGGGUUUAGUGCUCCUUCGCCAUUGCGGACCCGACUUUGUACCAGCACAACGGAUUGUGAUUAUCAAAAGGACAUUUUGGCUAAGAUUACUCCUCACCAUAUAGCUAGCCCUGUGGAACAGCGCUCUCCGAGGACUCCCUCAUCUCACGUUGUUCUUCCCGAUGCCAGCUGCCUGUCAAUCUCGAAUCCAGCCGAGUCAACGCGGAGCACUACUACCCCGGUUACUCCAUCCGGGCGAGAGUCCUUCCAAAGCACUUCGACACACCUCAUGACCCCCGUCAAUGCCGGUCGUGGUGGCGGCGAUGUCGAAGACUCACUCUAUUCGCGCUUUGACAAGGUCGAGAUGAUUGGCAAGGGAGAGUUCUCUUCCGUCUACCGCGUGGUCAAGAACGGAUACUCCCGUGCCUCGUUCCUCUCUGUCUUUAGUGGAACUCCGACGAAGAACCCUCGCGAGAGUCCCGAGCCCGAUCGUAUUUACGCCGUGAAGAAGGCACGCCGCCAAUUCACUGGACCCAAGGAUCGUCUGGCCAAGCUGAGGGAAGUGCACGCACUUCAGGCCCUGACACACGCAGACCACGUUGUCCACUACGUCGACAGCUGGGAAUACAACCAAUACCUUUACAUCCAAACCGAAUACUGCGACGAAGGCACCUUGGACAAGUUCUUGAGCAAUGUUGGUCGCAAAGGCCGACUGGAUGACUUCCGUAUUUGGAAGGUUAUCCACGACAUUGGCUUGGGUCUUCAAAGCAUUCACGAAGCUGGUUUUAUUCAUCUCGACCUGAAGCCGGCGAACAUUCUCAUCACAUUUGAGGGUAUCCUUAAAAUUGGUGACUUUGGCCUGGCUACCGAGUGGCCUGCUGCCAAGGGCGUCGACGCCGAGGGAGACAGAGAGUACAUUGGUCCUGAAAUCCUUCGCGGCGAUUUCAACAAGCCUGCGGAUAUUUUCUCACUCGGUCUCAUUCUGAUUGAGAUGGCUGCCAACGUCGUUCUCCCCGACAACGGCCCUACUUGGAUUGCUCUUCGCUCUGGUGACUUGUCCGAAGUUCCUAGCUUGACCUUCAGCGCCACCACUACGACUAGUUCAUACCGAGAUGCCGCUGGUGUUCCUACUAUGCAAUCGCUGGACGACCCACUCCUCGGUCAGACCAGUGCUCCGGAUAUCAGCCUGCAUUCGGGAAUCGCCCCAACUCGGGUGAACGUGGUCAUGGACGACGAAAGCAGCCCUUUCAUUACACGAAAGCGCACCGAGCUCAGAUCCCCUCCGGAUUUUAUGAGCGACCCUUUCCACCCCAGCUCACUCGAUCAAAUCGUCCGCUGGAUGGUCAGACCCGAGCCUGGCGAGCGACCCACCAUUCAACAAUUACUGACCACUACGGCGAUGUCGUGGGUCGCCGAACGUCGCAGAUCAGCUGCGACUGUCUUCGAAGGUGUCUGGGGACCUAGCGAGUCAACCACCCUUCCCACCUUGGUGGACGAGGACACAGAAAUGAUGGACGUCUAG
Molecule: messenger RNA, 3621 nt
Organism: Colletotrichum abscissum
Lineage: Eukaryota; Fungi; Ascomycota; Sordariomycetes; Glomerellales; Glomerellaceae
Exons: 2
Coding region: 1-3621 (1206 amino acids)
Biological process (GO): negative regulation of G2/MI transition of meiotic cell cycle; protein phosphorylation
Cellular component (GO): nucleus; cytoplasm
Molecular function (GO): protein tyrosine kinase activity; ATP binding
Source: RefSeq, a predicted model, not a curated record